CCGGGGCCAAAGGUCGCCACUGCCAGGGCCUGUCAGGCUGAGCAGGGGGCAGCCAUGGCGGAGGCCCCGCGGUGCCGCCGCGUCGGGAUCCUGGGCUACGGGCAGCUGGGGCAGUUCCUGGCGGGGCAGUUGCUGGCCGAGGGUCCCCGCGUGGGGCUGGCGCUGGCCUUCGUGUGGGCCCGCGACAGCGCCUGCCUGGGGGCCCUGCCGCCCCCCCUGCGCCUGCCCCACCUCCGCCUCCUGCCCCACACGGCCGUGGACCUGGUGGUGGAGGUGGCCCACCCCUGCGUGGCCCAGCAGCACGGCAAGGAGAUCCUGGCCCACGCUGACUUCAUGCUGGGGUCCCCGACGGCGCUGGCAGACCCGGACACGGAGAGGCGGCUGCGGGCGGCGGCGGAGCGCGGGGGCCACACGCUCUACGUGCCCCGCGGCGCCCUGUGGGGCUGCGAGGACAUCCAGCGCAUGGACGUCGCCGGGACGCUGGCCGCGCUGAAGGUGACGAUGACGAAGGCGCCGCAGAGCUUCCGGCUGGAGGGGGCGUUGCGGGAGCGGCUGGCGGCGGUGGCCGCGGGUGCCGCCCCGGCGGUGCUCUACGAGGGGCCCGUGCGGCCCCUCUGCGCCCUGGCCCCCAACAAUGUCAACACCAUGGCGGCCGCCUGCGUGGCCGCCCCCCGCCUCGGCUUCGACGGCGUCCACGCCCGCCUGGUGGCCGACCCCAGUGUCCCCGGCUGGCAUGUGGUGGAGGUGGAGGUGACGGGUGUUGGGGAGCAGGGACGGGCUCUGCGUGUCACCAGCACCCGCCGCAACCCCGCGACGCCCGGGGCCGUCACCGGCAUGGCCACCCGCGACGCCUUCUGGAGCAGCCUCCUGGCCUGCCGCGGACACGGCGGAUGCGUCCAGCUCUGCUGAGGCCGCCGGGACGGGGACGGGGACAAGGACGGGGACACGGGCAGGGCCGGGCCCGGGGGCGCCGCGGGUGUCACGGGAGGGGCGCGACAUUAAAGCUGGCGGUGACACCGCGGCGACUCGCGUCAUCAUGGCGACGCCGCGGGGCACACCGGGAGCGGCCUCCUCCUCUCCCCCCCCCCCCACCCCGGGGCACG
Dromaius novaehollandiae (emu) is the source of this 1103-nucleotide messenger RNA. RefSeq names its product aspartate dehydrogenase domain containing (gene ASPDH). The record is from RefSeq and is a predicted model, not a curated record. Lineage: Eukaryota; Metazoa; Chordata; Aves; Casuariiformes; Dromaiidae. The coding region runs from base 55 to 909 and encodes 284 amino acids. Gene Ontology annotation, molecular function: NADP binding; L-aspartate dehydrogenase [NAD(P)+] activity. The transcript has 8 exons. Gene Ontology annotation, biological process: NAD+ biosynthetic process.